GUGCGGCUAAUCAGUGUUAUUCGUCUUCCGACGGCAAGCGUUCGUCCCCUCGAUGAAUCAUCCUGUAAAAGGGAAGACAGCGAAAUUACUUUCCCGUCGAAAAUCCGAGAUGAUUGCAAAUUGCAUAUAAUUUAACAUUGACUGCUGCUGAUUUUAUGUGAAUUUACCAGCAUUUGAAAUCCCAUUUAGCGUCAAAUCUACGCCUAGGCCUAGGCCAUCUAUUGUAAUUUUUAUCGAGCUGAGAUUCGUUUAUCAGAGAGUAGUAGGUUGCGGGGUUGUGGUGGCGUUGUGUAGGAGGCCGAUGAUCGAUUCCAAGAAGACAGCAGCUAACAAUUACACACACUGAGGCUAAAAUCAAGGUUGUACUGAAGAUUUUAAUUAUAAUUUUAGCAACAUGUCUGGUGUAGAACUGAAAAUAUGCGACGGAGAAGCAAGGAAUAAUAUUCUCAUUCCAAUUGGCAAAACAGUGAUUGGUCGUGGGCCAUUUUUAAGCGUUGGAGAUAAACGAGUUUCGAGGAACCAUGCUAUAUUGGAAGUGGAUGAUGGGAAGCUAAAAAUUAUGUCUACACACACUAAUCCAACAUUCUUCCUGGAAGGUGCAAGUGACAACCUGACUCCCUUGCCGAAGGACACUUGGCACAAUCUAGGAAAUGGAGAUCGGUUUUCACUGUUGCCAGAUCAGCAUAUCUACGAAGUUGUUAUUGAUGACCGACCAAUCAACAAAGACUCACAAGGAUUUUCGCUAUCACCGACUAAGAAUAAAGAGGAGGAGUUGGAAAAAGUAGAGGAUGAUAAAAAUGAAUUAGAAGAAGGGGAAAAUAAAAAGAAUGGAGAUCCCUCAACACCACAAGAGAACAAAAGCAAUGGGCAGCAAAAAGGAAAUGAGAACGACACAGAAGACGAUAAAGAACAAGACCAAACAGCUGAAAUUAAACCGGAUGAUGAAAAUGUUGUUGUUUUGCCAAGUGGUAAGCCUGUUGCACUGCCUUUGAAUAAGCCUAGGAACUUGCCAGCAUGGAUGCUUGGGUCAGAUACAACACCAACAACUAAAGACAGUCCAAAAGGCAGAGGUAGAGGAAGGGGAAAGAAAUCCAACAACUCAGAUGAAGUGGCAGAUGCAACACCUACAAAACCCAAACCAAAAGGGAGGGGGCGUGGCAGAGGUAAGAAAACUGAUGCCACUACAAAACCAACUCCAAGAAAAGUACCAAAACGUGAAGUAGAAUACCUUGAUGAUUGGAUGGGCAGUGAAGAUGAGGAUGAUGAUGACGAUGAAGGCAGUGAUUGGGAAGAGGAAAAUAAAAAGGAACAGGCAAAACGAAGAGGAAGCCAAUCAAGGUUCCCGAGGUCUCCAACGAAGAAAUCACCGCGAAAACGCAGCAAGAGGACAAGUUCAGAUGAAGAAAUUGAUGAUUUAAUGGACGAGGAAGUUUACAUUCCUAGACCAACAAAACGAGGGAGGAAUGCCUCAAGAAGUAGUUAUAGUCAAAGUGUUGACGAAGACGAUGAAGAAGUAGCUGUAAAGCCUAAAAAGGAUGUGAAGAGGGGGAGUGCAAAGGAGGAGAGUCAGGAAACACAGCGAACCCCUUGCACUUAUGGAAAGACCUGUUAUCGAAAGAACAAGAAGCAUCUUGAGGAAUUUAGUCACUAUGGCGAUGAUGACUAUCCAAAGGAAGAGGCAGAUGAUAAUGAAGAUGGAGAAGAGAAAGAGGAUGAGAAGGAUCUCCCAGAAUGCCCAUAUGGUUCUGAAUGUUACAGGUUAGCAUCUUAUGAAAAAUCGAACAGGUCCACAAGACCAAAAAGAAAAGCUUCAGAAAUAGCUAAGAAAAAUGUGAAUGCUUGUGAAGAGGAGGAUGAGGACGAUGGUCCCAACACAUAUGACAGAAAUGAUAGCUUCAUUGCGGAUUCAGAGCAGUCCCCUUACGAACCGGCAUCAGAGGAGUCGGACUACAACCCUGAAGAUGAUAGCGAAGACGUGAGAACAUUAACAAAAGAAGCAAGAAGUUUUAUUAAAAAUAAGAAAAUGCACAAAAAGGUGCAUUAGAUUGUGAAUUGAAAUAUGAAAAUAAAAAACAAAUCUGAAUUAUGUAAAAGAAAAUUAAAAUAAAAAAAAUUAUGUACAGAGUUCUUCAGAACAUAAGAAAUACUGUAGUGUCUCACUUUGUGAGAAGGUGCCUGACAGAUUGAAAUAGACAAUUGGAUGAGUGUUAAUACUUAAUUAUUACUUGCUGUCAUAUAAUUAUCUUAGUAAGGUGUGCUAAUAAUGGCUUUGGCACCUAAAUACACUAGACAAGGGGCUUAUGCUAUGCCAGCUAUAUUUAGGGCUUGAAUGUACAGUUUCAUUAUUCUUUGUCCUCUGAUGAUGUUUGUAUCUGGUUAAAAGAUACUGUAUUACGUUUUUCAUUAACUUUGUCAAUGUUUUUGUAAUUUUGAAGAAUAGGUUGUUUCUCAUUAUAAGCAGGUGACUUGAUAGAGAAGGUAAAUAUACACUUGAUUUUUAUUGUAAAAAUGUCCUGAAAUCAUCAUAUCCACAAUUUGACAGGGAGGACUAAAUAUUCUUUAAAAUAUCUAGAAUUACAAGACACACAGUAGGACACCUUUAGGACCAAAAAAAGUGUCCUAAAUGGGGUUCUAUUGUAUUUCCUACGCACACAGUUAACUACCUUGUUUUGCUGAGGCUCAUAAAAUUACUGUUGUAAGUUAUCGUAUAAAAAGGCAGUAAUUCAAUGUGAUAUAUGUAUCUAUGUUAUGUCUGGGUAGCCAAGUGAUGUGAAAAAAUGCUGGUCUUUACAUAAUUUUAAAGAUCUCAGAAAUCUAUAUUUUGUUAUGGAUGUUUGUGUAAUUCUAGAAGCUAACUCAUUUACUUCAGUCAGUGUGUAGGAUUGUUGUCAAUGUAUCUUGGAUAAUUUCCAAUGUAAAAAGAAUCUUAUUCAACAUAAAUUUAGCACUUAGGCCUAUAAAAUGCCAUGGCAUGAAAUAUACAAAGCCUAUAAAAAUGCCCCAUUAUGAUUAAAAUCUGGGUUGUAGGGUUUGGAGGCAUGGCAUCUUAUCCACCUAGCUACUACAGCUGCACAUACUGUAAUGAUUGAUCACUUUACACUCUGCUUAUUGAGAACCAUGCUUUGAUCACUUCCUGUAGCAACAUACUGCACUUGCCAUGUCAUGCAAUUUGUACCUACUAAGCCAGGAACUCACUACACCUACGGUCUUCGGAGGGCGUGAUUCUGUGUAGAACGCAAUGCGACGAUGGGUGCACAACUGAUCGUUUUUUGUGAUAAUCAGCUCAGACUACCAUAGAAAAUCAGCAGAGGAUGUCGCGCAAUCUUGCGCUUACAAGGAGAGAGUUAGAUUUGUUACGAUACAAGGCAGCGAGUGCCCAGCUUAAGGCUUGAUGCAAGCAAUGGCCAAUGGCGUAUGUAGGAGUUUUGAAAUAAGGGGGGCUGAUGGGGG
Anneissia japonica is the source of this 3450-nucleotide messenger RNA. RefSeq names its product aprataxin and PNK-like factor. Gene Ontology annotation, biological process: double-strand break repair. The transcript has 10 exons. The record is from RefSeq and is a predicted model, not a curated record. Gene Ontology annotation, cellular component: site of double-strand break; nucleus. The coding region runs from base 395 to 2044 and encodes 549 amino acids. NCBI's taxonomy places the organism in Eukaryota, Metazoa, Echinodermata, Crinoidea, Comatulida, Comatulidae. Gene Ontology annotation, molecular function: 3'-5' exonuclease activity; protein binding; DNA-(apurinic or apyrimidinic site) endonuclease activity.